GGCGUUGGCACAUGAUGACACACCUGGGGCUGAGCUGCUGGAGCUCAUAAAAGCCGCUCCGCAAGACGACAUUCACUGAAGGACGGGUCUGAGCUCCCAGCAGCAUUAUGGCUCUCAACAAAUGUUCACGGAUUACUCUGAACGAUGGGCACAAGAUACCGGUGGUUGGCCUGGGCACCUACGCCCCUGCAGAGGUGGCCAAAUCAGAGGCAGAAGAAGCCGUGAAAGUUGCUCUUGAGGUCGGGUAUCGACACAUUGAUGGCGCAUUCAUAUACGGCAAUGAGGUUGAGGUCGGACGAGCUAUCAAUGCGAAGAUCGCGGACGGGACGGUCAAGAGAGAAGACGUAUUCUACACCGGGAAGCUCUGGAGCACCUUCCAGACCCCGAAGCUGGUCCGUCCUGCUCUCGAGAGGUCCUUGAAGGACCUUCAGAUGGAUUACGUCGAUCUGUUCCUCAUCCACAAUCCUAUAGAGUUCAAGCCUGGCGAUGACCUGAUGCCAACAGAUGCAAACGGAAAAGUGAUUUAUCACAAUACUGAUAUUCGAGACACCUGGAAGGCUAUGGAGGACCUCAAGGAAGCCGGGCUGACCAAAUCUAUCGGUGUCGCCAACUUCAACCACAAACAAAUCGAGCUCAUCCUCAACAUGCCGGGACUGAGAUACAAACCUGUGUGCAACCAGGUGGAGUGUCACCUCUACUUCAAUCAGUCUAAGCUGCUGGAGUUCUGCAAGAAACACAACAUCGUUCUGGUGGCGUACGGGGUCCUGGGCUCUACUCGGGAUCCGAACUGGAUUGACCAGACUGCUCCGAUCCUGCUAGAGGACCCCGUACUCAAUGCGAUUGCAAAAAAACAUGGCCGACCUCCUGCCCAAGUGGCCAUGAGACACAUGCUACAGAGGGGGAUAGUGGUUCUCGCUAAGAGUUUUAAGCCGGAGAGGAUCAAGCAAAACCUUGAGGUUUUCGACUUUAAGUUGAGUGAGGAAGAAAUGAAAACUCUAAAUGGACUGAACCAAAACAGACGCUACGUGGAGAUAAAGUGGAAAGAUCAUCCAAAAUUUCCAUUCAAUGAAGAAUAUUAAAUUUGUCUGUUUCUACGUUGACUAAUUCUGUGCAAAUUCAAUAAAAUAACAGCUGGAGCUGAAAAUCACAAGAGUCAGAGAAUAUGUG
This is a messenger RNA of Hyla sarda, 1167 nucleotides long. RefSeq names its product dihydrodiol dehydrogenase 3-like. Lineage: Eukaryota; Metazoa; Chordata; Amphibia; Anura; Hylidae. Gene Ontology annotation, biological process: steroid metabolic process. The record is from RefSeq and is a predicted model, not a curated record. Gene Ontology annotation, molecular function: aldose reductase (NADPH) activity; steroid dehydrogenase activity; ketosteroid monooxygenase activity. The coding region runs from base 108 to 1079 and encodes 323 amino acids. The transcript has 9 exons. Gene Ontology annotation, cellular component: cytosol.